AUGCAUCCCAAGUGGGCCAUGGUGAUCUGGCCGAAUCCGGGGAAAGGGCACGGAUCGGGAUCAGUUGAUGUUCUGCCCGGGAUCCGGAGUGGUGUGUCCGAUCAGACCAUCCGGAUACCCACCACCACAACCGAGGAGGAGAAAAGUACAUAUACUUUUUUGUCGACUCGAUUUACAACCUCAAAGCGAAUCAACAGCGUGACGGGAUAUGCGCUGAGGAAGCCCAUCAUGGACUACACCUUCAACACCACCCUGGCCGCGCCGGCGACGGGCUCCUACCACGAGCUAUACGAGAUCGCCAGCCUGAACCCCAAACUGUCCUUCCUGGAGAAGCUCUGGUGGACGCACUACGCCUACUGGGACAACGACAUCAUCGCAACAGGAAUCAUCACCUUCCUCGCGCACGAGAUCCUGUACUUCAGCCGCUGCAUCCCAUGGAUCAUCGCAGACGCCUUCCCCAGCCUCUUCCACCGCUUCAAGAUCCAAGACACGAAGGCCCCGCCGUCGGCGCGCGAGCAAUGGAACUGCGUGAAAUACAUCCUGGCGAUCCACUUCAUCGUCGAGCUGCCGCUGAUCGUCCUCUUCCACCCGAUGAUGGAAUUCUUCGGACUGCAAUACACCCUCCCCUUUCCCGACCUGAAGACCCUCGCCCUGCAAACCACCAUCUUCUUCUUCGUCGAGGACACCUACCACUACUGGCUCCACCGCGCCUUCCACUGGGGCCCGCUGUACCGCGCCGUCCACCGCGUCCACCACCAGUACGCCACCCCCUUCGGCCUGACGGCCGAAUACGCCAGCCCCUGGGAGACGAUGCUGCUGGGCUUCGGGACCAUCGGCCCCCCGCUCGUGCUGGGCUGGUGCACGGGCGAGGUCCACCUGAUGACCGUGCUGGUCUGGGUCGCGCUGCGCCAGUUCCAGGCCAUCGACGCGCACUCCGGGUAUGAUUUCCCCUGGAGCCUGCGCAGGGUCUUCCCGCUGUGGGGCGGCUCCGAUUGGCAUGAUGAUCAUCAUCGGUAUUUUCGGGGCAAUUAUUCCAGCUCGUUUAAGCAUUGGGAUGUGUUGAUGGGAACGGUUGCCGGGCCGAGGGGGAAGAAGAUGAAGAAGAGCGAGUAG
Molecule: messenger RNA, 1113 nt
Organism: Aspergillus aculeatinus CBS 121060
Lineage: Eukaryota; Fungi; Ascomycota; Eurotiomycetes; Eurotiales; Aspergillaceae
Product: sterol desaturase family protein
Exons: 4
Coding region: 1-1113 (370 amino acids)
Biological process (GO): ergosterol biosynthetic process
Molecular function (GO): C-4 methylsterol oxidase activity; iron ion binding
Source: RefSeq, a predicted model, not a curated record